AAAGGCUACACGCCCUAACCCUCCUACAUUGGGGGCGAGCCAGCUAGCCACAACCCAGCCGUCUUCUUUAGCAGGUGGACGCUCCGCUGCUUCCUCAGUCCUCCCGGGAAACACCCUACUUCCUCCUUCUACUACCGGACGACCAUCACCACCGCCAAGAUGCCCAAAACGGUCAACGUUCGCGUCACCACCAUGGAUGCUGAGCUGGAGUUUUCCUUCCACCCCAAUACGACUGGGAAGCAGCUCUUUGACCAGGUGGCCAGGACAAUUGGACUGCGUGAGAUUUGGUACUUUGGGCUUCAGUUUGUCGAUGGAAAAGGUUUCCUCACCUGGCUCAACGUCGACAAGAAGGUGAUGUCCCAAGACGUGCGCAAGGAGACGCCGCUGCAGUUCAAACUGCGUGCCAAGUACUACCCGGAGGAAGUGACGGAGGAGCUGAUCCAGGACGUGACGCGCCGGCUCUUCUACCUCCAGGUGAAGGAGGACAUCCUCAACGACGACAUCUACUGCCCGGCCGAGUCGGCCGUGCUCCUGGCCUCCUACGCCAUCCAGGCCAAAUUCGGCGAGUACAAGAAGUCGGAGCACCACACUGGCUACAUGUCCUCGGAGCGUCUCUUGUCGCGCAGAAUCCUGGAGCAGCACAGCUUGUCCAAGGAGCAAUGGGAGGGUAAGAUCCAGGUCUGGCACGAGGAGCACGGAUGCAUGCUCAAGGACGAGGCCAUUCUCGAGUACCUGAAGAUUUCUCAGGACCUGGAGAUGUACGGCGUUAACUACUUUGAGAUCAAGAACAAGAAAGGCACCGACUUGUGGUUGGGCGUGGACGCCCUGGGGCUCAACAUCUACGAGAAGGACGACAAAAUGACUCCUAAGAUCGGAUUUCCCUGGAGUGAAAUCAGGAACAUUUCCUUUAACGAUAAAAAGUUCAGCAUCAAGCCCAUCGACAAGAAAGCUCCUGACUUCAUCUUCUACGCGCCUCGCCUGCGCGUCAACAAGCGCAUCCUGCUGCUGUGCAUGGGCAACCACGAACUGUACAUGCGCCGCCGCAAGACGGACACCAUCGAGGUGCAGCAGAUGAAGGCCCAAGCCAAGGAGGAGCGGCUCCAGAGGAAGAUGGAGCGCGACCAGCUGGAGAGGGAGAAGAAGCGAAGAGAAGCCAUCGAGCUCGAAAAGGAGCAGAUGGAACGGGAGAAGUACGACCUCAUGACCAAGCUCCAGCAGUACGAGGAGACCACCAAGAGAGCCGAGAGAGAGCUCCAGGAGCAGCUUGACCGGGGCGUUCGGCUGGAGGAGGAACGGAGGAAAGUGGAGCAGGAGGCGGCCCGGCUGGAAGCCGAGAGGAUGGAAGCCAUCAUCGCCAAGGAGGAGCUGGUCAGGCAGGCUGAGGACCAGAUGAAGAGCCAGGAGCAACUGGCCACCGAGCUGGCCGAGUACAGCGCCAAGAUUCUGCUGCUGGAGGAGGCCAAGAGGGUGAAGGAGGAGGAAGCGGACACGUGGCACUGCAAGGCUAAAGAGGUGGAGGAGAACCUGAUGAAGACGCAAGAGGAGCUGCGUAGCGUGAUGACCGCCCCCGCGGCCGCCCCCGCCUCCUCGUCCUCCUCGGACAGCGAGAGCGACCACGAGCACAGCGAGGAGAACAGCAGCUACAGCGCCGAGCUGAGCUCGCAGGGCAUCAACGACCACCGCCGUGAGGAGGACAGGCUCACCGAGGCCGAGAAGAACGAACGCCUGCAGGCCAAGCUCAGGGCGCUGAGCUCGGAGCUGGAGGAGUCCCGCGACCAAAACAAGAAGACGGCCAGCGACCUUCUGCAUGCCGAGAACGCGCGCGUCGGCCGAGACAAGUACAAGACGCUCAGGCAGAUCCGCAUGGGCAACACCAAGCAGAGGAUCGAUGAAUUUGAGGCCUUGUAACGCCGAAAAAGCCAACCAAGCACUCAAACGGCCGUACUGUAAAGUGCACACACUAGUGCGUACAUGCGUGUCUAAAAGAUGAAUUGAAAUCCUUAUUUUAUUUUUAUUUACAGCUUAAUUUUUGAAUCUCCUCACAUUCAAAUUAAACUUGUUCCAGCUUCUUUUA
Molecule: messenger RNA, 2074 nt
Organism: Syngnathus acus (greater pipefish)
Lineage: Eukaryota; Metazoa; Chordata; Actinopteri; Syngnathiformes; Syngnathidae
Gene: ezra
Product: ezrin a
Exons: 12
Coding region: 160-1908 (582 amino acids)
Biological process (GO): positive regulation of protein localization to early endosome; regulation of organelle assembly; regulation of cell shape
Cellular component (GO): plasma membrane; adherens junction; cytoskeleton
Molecular function (GO): cell adhesion molecule binding; actin binding
Source: RefSeq, a predicted model, not a curated record